Molecule: messenger RNA, 2341 nt
Organism: Hypomesus transpacificus
Lineage: Eukaryota; Metazoa; Chordata; Actinopteri; Osmeriformes; Osmeridae
Product: vasoactive intestinal polypeptide receptor
Exons: 16
Coding region: 676-1974 (432 amino acids)
Biological process (GO): cell surface receptor signaling pathway; adenylate cyclase-modulating G protein-coupled receptor signaling pathway
Cellular component (GO): plasma membrane
Molecular function (GO): secretin receptor activity; peptide hormone binding; G protein-coupled peptide receptor activity
Source: RefSeq, a predicted model, not a curated record
AAAAAUUGACGCCGUUAAUAACGCGUUAAACUGACAGCACUAAUAUUCACAUAUACUUAUAUUGUUGAAAACUUUAAUAUACGGUAUGUAAGUUGAACUUCUACUUUGAGGGGAUGCUUUUAAGUUAUAAUCUUUUUAUGCGCAUGGGGCUGUUGAGAAGGAUGCGGGGUGUUUGUUGGUGGAGCUAGCUGUUCACCUGAUGGCCAGGCGCGGUGUGGAGCCUCCACUGACGGUGCAGACGCAGGGCUUGGAGUUGAACUGGGAGAGCACCACCUGGAAGGGUUGAUGACGAGGAUAAAUGACCAUGCCAAUUACGGAAUCUGCGGCCCUGGAGUGAUGUGUCCUCCUGCAGUAGGAGUUACCUGUGAGAGGGUCGACAGAGAAGGCCUUGUGCGACUGGAGGACGAACACCUGGAAUUCAAAGUCUACAGGGCAGCUGCAGCUCAGCGGAAUGACGUGACAGAUUCUGAAAAGUGAAAUCAAACACAAACGACAUGGGGAACAACACAAGACCAGCUGUGCGCCCCCACGAUGAUGCACACCAGCGCCCUGUACGCAACGCACCACAAAGCUGACCAAACAUGAGGUGAUCCGAGUCCAACAGUCUCUACAUGACGCUUCCGCGGGGACCAGAGCGGGACAAGCAAGGGGCGGGAGAAGAUCAGGGGGGCGGAGAUGGAGAAGGAGAUAUCCUUCGCGUACAUUACUAAAAUUAAAGGAGUUCUCCCCUGUGAGCCGUACUUAGUUUUUGUGAGGGAGGAGGAAUUAUGUAUGAAUAAACUGCAACUGAACCUCACAUCCAAAGCACAAGACUGCAUAGGCAUGUGGGACCAUGUGAAUUGUUGGCCUGACGCAUCUGUAGGAGAAACGGUGUCUCAGCCAUGCCCGAGCUUUUUAAAAUCUGCAGUAAAAGGUAAUGUCUAUCGCAACUGCACUGACCACGGCUGGACUGACCCUUUCUCUCCCCUCGAGGAAACGUGUGAUUACUCGUUUAACGACACACUCCAUUUCUUUGAAGAGUCCACAGGCACCUACCGAUAUUUCUUCUAUGUCAAGACCAUAUACACGAUUGGCUAUUCUCUCUCCCUUAUUUCCCUCACCAUCGCCAUCUGCAUCCUGUGUUUGUUUAGGAAGCUGCACUGCACCAGGAACUACAUCCACAUCCAGCUCUUCUUCUCCUUUAUCCUACGAGCGGCCUUCAUCUUCAUUAGAGAUGCUCAUCUUUUCACCAAUGAAGACCUCUACCACUGUGACUACUACCCAGUAGCCUGCAAGGUUGUGCUGAUGUUCUCUAACUACUGUAUCCUAGCCAACUACAGCUGGCUCCUGGUCGAGGGGCACUAUCUGUACACCUUGGUCAGCGACUCUCUGUUCUCCAAGAGCAAACAUCUGUGGUGGCACACUGUCCUUGGCUGGGGGCUGCCCAUGGUUGUCAUCUCGUCCUGGGGCUUGGCCAAAUACUUUUACGAGGAUGAGGGCUGUUGGGAGACUCGCGGCCAUGACUGGAUCUGGUGGAUCCUGAAAGUCCCAGUGCUGCUCUUCAUAGUUACAAAUUUGCUCUUUUUCCUGAGUAUCAUUCGUGUUCUGGUGGGGAAAUUGAAAAUGUCAGAUGUUCAUGGAAAUGAAAUUAACCAAUGCAAGAGACUCAUUAAGUCAACGUUUUUCCUGGUGGCUCUUUUUGGCUUGCAAUAUGUCCUCUUCGUCUUCGUACCAGUCCGCGUCAGCAACAGAAUGUUCAAAAUAUGGAACUUCGCUGAGCUCGCCCUUGCCUCCAUGCAGGGGUUUGUUGUUGCUGUUCUCUACUGUUUUCUGAAUGGCGAGGUUCAGUUUGAGAUCCAGAGGAGAUGGCGCAGGUGGAGAAUGAGACGCCAUCUACACGGGGAGUCCAGACAGUACCAUGGCUCGCUCAGCCAGAGUGGCUCUGCCUGCACCCAGGUCUCCUUGCUGGCCUGUGGCCCCACCCAGGUGGUGUGACCCCCUAUGCAGCAACCUAAUCACCCCAAAGUACCCUGAAGCACAACGCUUGCUCCUUCUAUCUAGACUCCUUGCACUGCCUGUCCCCUUUACAAGUAGUUAUUGUCUGGUUCUAGCUAAUAACCCCCCAGAAACUGUGCACAGGACGGAAUGCCAAAAAUAGAAUGCCAGAACUUUAGAAAACGGAGAACCUUCCCUUUUCAUUCUGACCUCCUGGACUGCAUGUGACAUGCGUAUGCUAUGGUUGUCUGGGACCUCAUUGUGAUGCUGUUUUUGCCUCACGAAUGCAAGCACCACUCCCUAAAGAAUGUGACCAAGUUAGGGGGUUGGCUUGGAGGAGAAUUGUUGGGGAUUGUUUGGAUUGUUC